GUGUUUACAUUAUUUUCCCUCAACUACACAACGUGUGAUUAAAUAUAGGUUUCGCCGACUUCAGCUGGAGUUUACACUUAUAGUUUAACGUUUAUGACAUAAAAGUGUUAUAUUAGACUUUUAUAAGUAAUCUGGUGCCGACUAAUUUUUAAACAUGGUCAAACUGACAACAGAACUGAUCAUGAACUCGUACCAGUUCAUAAAUCCUGUCAAGGAUAGAGAAUUGGACUUACGGGGUUACAAAAUACCGUUGAUUGAAAACAUGGGAGCUACGCUUGAUCAGUUUGAUACUAUUGACUUUUCAGACAACGACAUCAGGAAAAUUGAUGGUUUUGCAUACCUCAAAAGAUUGAAAAAUUUAAUAUUCAAUAACAAUUCGAUUGUUCGAAUUACUGAUAAUUUAGAGCAAUGUUUGCCAAAUCUAGAAUCUCUGAUACUUACUGGUAAUCAGAUUCAAGAACUAGGAGAUUUAGAUCCACUGGCUACGUUGCCCAAAUUAAGGAUGUUAAGUUUGUUACAUAAUCCAGUCACGUCAAAAGAGCACUAUAGGCUUUAUGUAGCGCACAAAAUACCUCAAGUGCGAAUUUUGGAUUUUAGGAAAGUCAAAUUAAAGGAGUAUGAAGCAGCAAAAUUGUUGUUCAAAGGAAAAGAAGGGAAAGAACUUAAAAAGAAAUUGGUCAAAAAAUCCAAUCAAUUUGUUCCAGGCGAAGGUCUUGAAGGCAGGAAAACAAAUGGUCAUUCUCAAGAAGAUAUGUGGAGGAUUAGGAAAGCAAUUGCAGAAGCAACAUCGUUGGAAGAAGUUGAACAUUUAACAAAGUUAUUACAAGCCGGACAAAUUCCUAACAAAGAACAGAAAAAUAAAUCCAACAAACAAAACGGAGGAGAAGAAAAUAUUGAAGAAUUUGAUGACGAUGACGACGACGUUGCCGCACCUACAUCCAUGGAACAUUAAAAGUUCUACGGUUGCUGAUCUAAAGGCGUUUUAGCCUAGUGAUAAUUCAAAUAAUUAACUAUAUAUAUUUUAAAUGAACAUCAAAUUAUUAAAUGAUGAGAACAGAUACAAAUUAUUGUUGAUCUAUUUAUAUAUUUAAAUUGACUACCUCUAAAAAAUUUCAAUUAUUUCAAUAAUAAUAACAUCAACAUCAACUAAAGAGUCAUUUACUCUUGAAUGGUCUUCUUUUACUAUAUCGACAUUAUUAAUUUGUAAUUUUUACUAAAAUAAUAAAUGUAAAAUAUUAUAUUGGUCGAGAAGCUUUUGAUUAAAAUCGCCAUUAUUAUAAGUAUAGCGAUUUUAUAAGUAAUCCCAGUCAUAUACAGCUGGGUCGCAUGAAUGUAAGUAAAUUUUUUAAUGAACGAAUCAUUAAAUAUUCUUUUAACGUCGCUUAAAGGCUCUUAUUUAGUCUGGAUUAAUUAAAGGAACCAUUAAAUAUAUUAUAUUUUCGUGUGACCCAGCAAUAGUGUUUUCAUCAACAACUGUGACGAUUUAACUGUUUCAACCAAAGUCAAUAUGAUAAGUUUAAAACUUAUUAUAAACAUACAAAGAAUACUGGAAAAAAUAAAAAUGCCCAUUUGGAUUGAUUUUAUGUACUUAGUUAACUGUUUCAGAAAUCACUGGAUGAAUUAAAACAAAUCAUGGAUUACAAAUUAUAUACAGAAAAUAUUUUUGAUCAUCAGAUAUAAUUAUAACAUAGAUUAUUAAUACUUAAAUAUAUCAUGAGAAGAAUACAAAAUAAAUGAAAAUCACUCAUAAACAUUAUAUUUGUUUCUACUUUACAAAUUAAACACUUAUAAAGGAAACAUUUUAGAUACUCACAUUUUAUAUAUUUCCAAUUUAUUCAAACUAAUUUUUACAACAAAAAUGGUAACUUAAUUUAAAAAAAAAAAUAAUAACAAUCGACUAUAUAAAUUAAACAAGAACCCUUAAUAGUCAGUUUGAGUCGUAAAAAUUUUUUUAAGACAUACAAAAAAAAUUCAUAUUAACUGUUCACAAAAUAAUAGCUGUACGUAUAAAUAUAUGUUUAAAAAAAACCUACUUGUAACCAAUUGAUGUUCUACUCGAUUUGAACCGAUGGGAAGUAGAAUUAAGAAUAUAAGGCAAUAUGUGAGGAUGUGAAAGUAUUUCAGAUGCAUCUGGCCUGGCUGUUGGAUCACGAUUUAAAAGUUCAUAAACAAGUCUUACUAAAUCAAUAUCGUAAUACUUUCGUGUUGUCAUCGGGUUCAAAACGCCUUCGACGAUGCAAGAUACUAGCUCGGCUAAACUCUGAAAUAAUGAAAAAUAAAAUUAUUAUAUACUUAAAAUCCUGAAAAAUUUACAUACUUGUCCGUAAAAAGGAUGUUUCAUACUCAUUAAGUAAUACAAAACGCAGCCAAUCUGCCAAAUAUCACUUUUGAGUCUUAGAGGUUUCCCACAACAUUGUUCAGGGGACAUAUAGCAAGGUGUACAAUUAUUUCCACUAGUAACUUUUUCACUGACAAAACAAAAAAAAUCAAUUUAAUACUUAAGUUGAUUUCUUCUUAGUUUUUUCUCAUACUUACCCAGUUAAAAUGUGAGAAGCUCCAAAGUCACCAAGUUUAAUGACGGUACCUUGACUUCCUGUUAGCAAAAUGUUCAUUGGAUUUAUAUCUCUGUGUAUGAUUUUCAUUUUGUGAAUGUAAUUUACAGCCAUUGUAAGUUGGCUAAAUAUAUUUAGUACACACUGGAAAAAAAAUGUUAACACUUAAUUAGAGAUUUCAUAAUGGUGAAGGAGGCCAUUCCUAUUGAUGAUAAACUCUUAUGUGACGGUUAUAUUACUUGUCACAAAUAACAAGUAAAACUUACAUUUUGAACUAUAUGAUCCGACGUACGUGAACAUUUCAAAACAAAAUUUUCAAGAGUACCGUGCGUUGCGUAUUCCAUUACAAUAUGGAAGUUAUGUUCACUUUGGAAACUGUUAUAAUAUUUUAUGAUGUUAGGAUGAUCCAACAUUUCAAGAAUACGAGUUUCCUUAAUGGCUUCCUUAAAAAAAAUGUUUGCAAUUUUUUAUUAUUUUAUUGAAAAAAAUAAUAAAGAACUAAUAUACAAAAUUUAAUAAUUAUUUUACCUUUAAGUCGUCUGUUGACAUAGAUUUGAUUUGGAUGGUUUUCAUAACGACCAUUUUUUUCAAAUUGAAAUCCCUAACCAAUUCAACUACCCUACGAUUUAAAAAAAAAUAUUUAUAAGUAAUCUUAUGGAUUUCAAUAAUAAUUGAAUGUACAUAUUUUACUUACCCAAAAGCACCGCGCCCAAGGACACCGACUAUAUUAUACGAAUCCAUACCAAAUCUAAUAAGUAAAAACAAUGUAUUAGCUAGACUGGAGUUAGUCGAUUUAACUUUAUAUUAAUCACGCAAAAUGAUUAAUUGAAUCGAUUAUUGAACAGUUUUAAUGAUAUCGAUUUAUAGCAUGAGAAAACUUGAAAUUUGUAAUGAAAUGUCGUUAAAUAUAAGUAUGCGAUAAUCAACAAAUAUUGACAAUUUAAUAAUGACAACUUUUAAAAUUAACACGUUAUUUUAUCUGUUAUAUAAUAUGCCGUUAAUUAUGAUGAUGUAUAACUUGAAUCUAAAAUGUAAAUUGUAAAUAAUAAAUACUAGUAGAAUUGAUAAAAUACAAAAUAA
This is a messenger RNA of Adelges cooleyi (spruce gall adelgid), 3632 nucleotides long. RefSeq names its product U2 small nuclear ribonucleoprotein A' (gene U2A). Gene Ontology annotation, biological process: mRNA splicing, via spliceosome. The transcript has 6 exons. The record is from RefSeq and is a predicted model, not a curated record. Bases 155 to 952 code for a protein of 265 amino acids. Gene Ontology annotation, cellular component: U2 snRNP. NCBI's taxonomy places the organism in Eukaryota, Metazoa, Arthropoda, Insecta, Hemiptera, Adelgidae. Gene Ontology annotation, molecular function: U2 snRNA binding; protein binding.